Messenger RNA from Leptidea sinapis, 2397 nucleotides. RefSeq names its product chromobox protein homolog 3-like. Gene Ontology annotation, cellular component: pericentric heterochromatin; nucleus. The record is from RefSeq and is a predicted model, not a curated record. The transcript has 7 exons. Lineage: Eukaryota; Metazoa; Arthropoda; Insecta; Lepidoptera; Pieridae. Bases 160 to 951 code for a protein of 263 amino acids. Gene Ontology annotation, molecular function: chromatin binding. Gene Ontology annotation, biological process: chromatin organization; negative regulation of transcription by RNA polymerase II.
UUCUUUUUGGUAUAUUUCAUCAGUGUGUUAGCAAAAUAAUUAUUAAUAAAUAUUAAUUAUUUAUUGAUAUACACAGCUCUUACUCUUACGAGGUGAUAUUAUUCUAAAAUUAUAUAUUCUUUCAUUUUGACAUUGUGAAGCUCUGAGGUAAUCAGUUCUAUGGAAGUAACAAUGGAUUCACUUUCACAACCCAGUCUAGGGUUUCCAGAUCAACCAGCGAUGGAAACCGAUCAAGCAACAGCUUCCCUAAUUACGCCUUCAACUGAAGUUACUGGACCUACAAGCGGAAGGCAUGAAGAGUUUUCGGUAGAGAAAGUAUUAGACAGAAGGAUUAAGAAUGGAAAAGUUGAAUAUUUCUUGAAAUGGAAGGGUUAUUCCGAUGAGGAUAAUACUUGGGAGCCUGAAGACAAUUUGGAUUGUCCUGAGUUGAUAUCGGCUUAUGAAGAAGCGAGGCUUAAGAGAGAAAGAGAAGUCACCACAGUACCUGAACCUGUUGAUGAAGGGCUAUCCUUGAGAAAAAGACCUAAGAGAGCUGAUAAGAAGAAAAAGUCUAUUGAGGAAAUCGAAAAACCAAGAGGCCUUGCUCGAGGAUUGCAGCCAGAGAAAAUAUUAGCUGGGCAAUUGUUUCAUGGGACACUGUAUUUUCUAGUUAAGUGGCAUGACUGCACUGAAGUGGAUGUAGUACCUGGUCAUCAGCUUGGUGAAGUGUAUCCAGAAUUUGUGAUAAAAUAUUAUGAAAGUUGUGUGCCGUUCAGUGUCAGACACAAAGUGGGAUUGAUCGACAGGCCUGCACCUGAGCUUCUACCAGAGAUGGACAUCAAACCGGGUACAGAUUCUACAAUGGAUGUGAGUGAAUCUCAGGAGGUUGAACCAGAGUCAGGAUCAAGAACAGACGUGAAAACUCAACCAGUCGAUACGGAAACCUCAACAAUGGAAGUUCCAGUUAUAUAAUUUGUAGUGACUUGACCAAAUCGACAAAGUGUACAAUCAAAUAAUAAUAUGAAUUAAAAUAAUUAUUUUUAUUGUGAUAAUAUAUGUAUAAUAUGAAAAUCGAAAUAUUGCUUUGCAGCAAACAGGAUUUUAUUACCACAGGUAAAAUAUGAAGCUUCAGAAAGUAACAUUUCUUACGUUAUGACAGAUGGCGUAAUCUGUCAAACUUAGUUUGAUAACGUUGACAGCUCACUCUAGGCAUGGAAUAGUGUUUAAUCGUUAAUGAGUCUGUCGAACUUAGUUUGAUAAUGUUGACAGCUCACUCUAGGCAUGUAAUAGUGUAUAAUCGUUAAUGAAUCUAUUUAAUUAUUAUUCUCAUACAAUUAGUAUGCACUUAGAAUAUUGAACCUUUUCUUACCCACUCACACAAAAACAAUUAGUACGCCUCGUGCAUAUCUUAUUCAAUCAGUCAAUUUAGUAAAAUACGUGCGAGUCGAAAUAAUUUUCGUGAAAAGACCCGUACGGUGAAAUAUCACAACGAAUUGGAUCUUAAAGAUAUAUAUUACUUAAAAAAAAUGGUGAACAAACUUAAUCAAGUUCACUCUUAUUAUCAUCAGCAUCACUACUACUGUAACUGUCCCUUAUGUUGAUAAUAAUUCUUGUUCACAAUCUCUGUCAAAGUUGACAUCUCGCUCCCAAUAUUCUAGUUAUUUUAAUAUUCUAUUUACUUACACGUUAUUACCUUAUACUCGCUAGGAUCAUGAAGACAGCGGAAGAAAGACUAGAAGUUUCUGUACAUAGAGUCAUAUCAGUCAAAUAUGUAUGCGAUUUCAUAGAUAACGAAGAAAAUCUAAAAAGUACUUUCAAUCAAGGCUUGGAAACUGUUUCAAAUUUAACGGUUUUAAAUGUUUAACCUCUAUAAUAAACUAACAAGAACGAUAAAAUUGUGGUUAAAGGUUGAUAAAAUCUGAAUGCAAACUUCUCAAUAUUACCUAAACGUUUGUUCAUUUUCGGGUUCCAAGCCUUAUUUUGAACGAAAAUGCCUACAGAAAUCUGUAAGUUUUUUAGGAAAUUCAAUUAAAUAUGCAAAUAAUAAUACUUAUUCUAAAACAGUUUUGAUGUUUAGCGAUUGAUAACCAUAGAAUCUAGAUUGUAGAAAUAUGGCACGUAAUUCACCUGUAUUUUGUAAAGCACAAUUUAAUAGUUGUAUUGACUUCAAAUAUCUACUAAUGCAACUUUCAUCGAAUGGCCAAAUUUAUGAAGUUAUGCAGUAUGAACUAGAUCCCAGUAUCAAAACAAGGAAAAUUCAAAUAUGUGCAAAAAGGAAAUGUUAAAACUCGUAUUUAUUCAGUCGGGUUUUAUAAUUUAUCUUUUACAAUUUGUAUAAAAAAGAUCUAUGUAGGUAAAGACUAUAAGAUUAUUUUAUAAAUAAGGAAUUGAAGUUGUCAAAUAAAGACUUUUAAAUAA